GCAGUGUGGCGGAGACGAGAGCUUCUAUCAAAACCUCCUCAGAAACUCUCUGAGGAGGAGCUCGCCAUCUUGAACGACGAGACCGAGGCGGAGGUCAAGAUGGGAUUCCUCGAGGGCCCGUUCCACACCGAGCAGGAAGUCACCGAACGGCUGGGAACUGAGGAGUGGUCCCCAAGUCAGAGAUUUCUUCUCCUCCAAGGAGAAGACAAAAAGCCACGCGUUAUUGAUAACCUCAGAGACUCGGGGGUCAACGCAUCCUUCGGAUCGACUUCAUUGCUCCAGAUGCAUGACAUCGACUUCGUGAUGUCGCUUGCAAUGUUCAUCUCUCGUGUAUGGAAGGAUCAGGAGAAAGUGCGAGUCCAGCUUCGAGACGGAACUGUGCUUGAAGGCCACUGGAAUGCCGCGAGCCGUGACUUGGUGACGUCCGUUUAUGUGGACGACUAUCCUACCUUCGAGCUGCUCCCCCUUGCAGCGAACGCCUCCAACGUCUUCUCCAGGCUGCUUACCGCCUUGGGGUGGGUGCACGCUACUGAAGGCAAGAAGGCGGUAGACUUCUCUUCGCAGUGGGUAGCCCUCGGAGCUGCCUUUGACUUCUCGAAGCUUCACCAAGGAGAGCUGACCGUGUCGAACAAAGAGGGCCGGCUCGAGCGCAUUGCAACGAUGGCUCAGAAGCUGCCCGCGGGAGAUUGUGACGUGAAGCAAGUGGCCACCUCCCUGCACGGAUUGCUCAACUUCGCUAGCGGCUUUGUGCUCGGGUCAGCCCUCAAGCCUAUCUCCAGGGCUUACUCAAGGAUGAACGCUCGGAAGGGCUUCGUGUUCAUCGACAACAACUCGGCCCUGGCCACCCUCGUGAAGAGAAGCAGUCAAUCCGAAGCGAUGUUUCGACUCGUCGCUGUCAUCAGCUCAAUGGACGCAGUCUUUCCUUUCGGAGCUUGGUACGAGAGGGUGCCUUCGAAGAGCAACCCCUCCGAUCUCCCAUCUCGUGGGGAGGCGGGACUGCUGUGCCAAAGGUUUGGGGCCGAGAACGACGGAGAGUUUGAG
This is a messenger RNA of Symbiodinium necroappetens, 1041 nucleotides long. NCBI's taxonomy places the organism in Eukaryota, Dinophyceae, Suessiales, Symbiodiniaceae. The record is from the annotation of a GenBank genome assembly.